AUGAGUCCCUACGACAGUCCUUUUAGUCGGUACAGUCCUUUAUUUGCCGGUAAAGUCCCUGUUAAUAGAGAGAAUAGUGAUAUCAUAAUACACAGUGCAGAAAAUGGUGAUAUAAUAAUACACAGUGGAGAUUAUGGUGAUACAAUGAUACACACUGGAGAAAAUGGUGAUAUGAUAAUGCACACUGGUGCAAAUGUAUAUGAAUGUAGAUGGCUUAAUAUUUUAACAGCUACUGAAGGGUUUAUCUCGUACGCUGUGUUUGCACGUAUAGGUAUGAAAAUAAGUCACAUAUCAACAACGACUGCAAUACAACAAACUGAUUUUACAGCUUGGUGGAAUGAGAUUGAACUGAUACUUGUUCGUCGAAGUUCUCCAGCUUUGAAUAUUCAGCAAACAAUCGACAAAUUCAAAACCUGCCGUUUUGAUCUAGAAGAAGAGAGAAGGAUACAGAAAGAAAUAGAAAAGUGGAAGGACUAUAAAGACGAUGUUGACCGACUAAAACAGGGAAUGACAGACGUGAAGAAAGACCUUGAUAGCAUAAAGGCAAAUGUAACUGACGUGAAUAAAGACCUAGAAGACGUAAAAAAAAAUGAUACUGCAGUGAAAAGAGACCUUGAAGGCAUAAAGGAAAAUGUAACUGAUGUGAAGAAAGACCUUAAAGACGUACAAGAAAGUGGUAUUGCAGUAAAGAGCGACCUUGAAGGCAUUAAGGAAAAUGUAACUGAUGUGAACAAAGACCUUGAAGACGUAAAAGAAAGUGGUACUGCAGUGAAGAGAGACCUUGAAUGCAUAAAGGAAAAUGUAACUGAUGUGACGAAACACCUUGAAGACGUAAAAGAAAGUAGUAUUGCAGUGAAGAGAGACCUUGAAGGCAUAAAGGAAAAUGUAACUGAUGUGAAGAAAGACCUUGAAGACGUAAAAGAAAGUGGUACUGCAGUGAAGAGAGACCUCGAAGGCAUAAAGGAAAAUGUAACUGAUGUGAAGAAAGACCUUGAAGACGUAAAAGAAAAUGAUACUGCAGUGAAGAGAGACGUCGAAGGCAUAAAGGAAAAUGUAACUGAUGUGAAAAGAGACGUUGAUGAAAUCAAAAGAUGGCAAGGGGCAGAAAUCCGUAACUUGUCAAUGAAGAGGAAAGAAACACCGAUCAAGUCUUUGAAAGACCUGUUUUCAACCGGAAAUGGAGAUCAACAACAGAUAUUUUAUCUAUCAGCUGAUGCAGGUUUUGGAAAAACUGCUUUCUCAAAAUACCUUGCAAUCACAUGGUGUUCAAGCUCAUUGCCACGAUGA
Messenger RNA from Ruditapes philippinarum (Manila clam), 1287 nucleotides. RefSeq names its product structural maintenance of chromosomes protein 2-like. Bases 1 to 1287 code for a protein of 428 amino acids. The record is from RefSeq and is a predicted model, not a curated record. NCBI's taxonomy places the organism in Eukaryota, Metazoa, Mollusca, Bivalvia, Venerida, Veneridae. The transcript is spliced from 5 exons.